Molecule: messenger RNA, 3323 nt
Organism: Helicoverpa armigera (cotton bollworm)
Lineage: Eukaryota; Metazoa; Arthropoda; Insecta; Lepidoptera; Noctuidae
Product: zinc finger protein 44
Exons: 13
Coding region: 303-2303 (666 amino acids)
Biological process (GO): regulation of transcription by RNA polymerase II
Cellular component (GO): nucleus; chromosome
Molecular function (GO): zinc ion binding; DNA-binding transcription factor activity; chromatin insulator sequence binding
Source: RefSeq, a predicted model, not a curated record
ACAACAAAAAUGGCGUGCUGGCGUCUUUCAUAGAAUUAGACAUUCUUCUGGUUUUUAAAUGAUUAUUUUGCUUUCGCAAUGUGGUUCCCAGUCAUUAGUUACGCGAAAUAAGAAGACGAAUUUUCACAAAUUUCCUUAAUGGCUGGAAGUUAAGUGGAAUACUCAUGUCCGUUUUAAAAAUCGAAGAUAGUGCCUAAAUAGUAGAGGUUCUAAUGUUUCAUAGAUCUAUUGUAUCUUGUCGCGCGAAUCUAUGAAAGUGAAUUCGUGAUAUUUUUGUUGAUUUUAACUAAAAACUAUUGAACAUGGAAACUGAUAAAGUGUGCCGUGUUUGUUUGAUAACUGAUGUAAAACUGCAUGACUUGAGAUCAUAUCCAUUAGAUUCUUACUAUGAGUCUGUUAUUGGCACCAACCACCUCUUCUCACAUUUGCCGCCAUAUGCCUGCUUCGAGUGUGCAGCACUGGUGAGGAAGUUCUAUUUCUUCAGACAGAAAUGUUUGAGGAGCCAGGCAGCACUCUGCGCUGUGGUAGACCAAUCUGGCAAGGCAAAAAAAGAUCAACUCGAUGCAAUAGACAGAACUAGCCUCCAUAUCAAUUCAAGCUUUGGAGUCUACUACACAGCAGUAAUAAACAUACCUUUGGACAAUGAUCAACCAAUAAAACUUGAACCUGUCACUGAAGAUUUUGAUUUCGACACUGAUAAUGAUAAAAUUAAAUUAGAAGACCACACUUAUGCUUUAAAUGUUGGCUCAGAUCAUAUUGCAUCCAGUGAUGAUGAUGAACCACUUUCUCUACAUAAGGAGAAGAAAAGCUUAACAUUUACAAAGGAUGAGUCAGUUCAAGAGAAAAUAGAAUUUAAGGAGGAUUUUGGGGAACUUGCUUUUGCUGUAGGAGUAGACGAUGGAGACUCUGGACAUAUUAUUGAAGUUCCUCAAGUUGUAGAAAGAAAGAAAAAACGUAAAUUAAGAGCUGACACAAAUAAGUCUUCAAAGAACCUAUAUAAAGCAUCUAUUGGACCGUCUGCCGAUUUUGAACAAUAUGUAAAUGUGAUAACGUUAACAUUGGAAGAACAGAUAGCAGAAGUAAUGAAGCGAAAAGAGUCAGCAAAUUAUUUGAAUUCUCCAUACCAGUGUAACCUUUGUUAUAAAGGUUUUAUAGAUAAUGAUGCAUGGAAUCACCAUGUUAGCAAACAUGCUGUGACGGCAGGAAGUGUAGAAUGUAUAGUGUGUAAGUUCCGGUUUAAAACAAAACGUGCGUACCAGAAACAUGCGUCUAACCACGAGAAGAAAUAUGCUUGUAAAUCGUGUCCAUACGUUUCUAGAACACCGACUCAAGCUAAGCAACAUCAAGGUUGGCAUAAGGGAGUCACGUUCGAGUGUAAUCACUGCGGUGAAUCAUUUACCAUCUGGACAUCAUACAUGAGCCAUGUCCGCAUCAAGCACCCGUCGCAGCACAUCUGCAACGUGUGCGGCUACUCCUUCAUCAGUAAGAUGGGCCUCAACAUGCACAAGAGUAUGAUGCAUAAGGACCCGCAGGAGAACGCAGCAGAGAGCACAGAGGCGGGUCCCUACUGCGCGGAGUGUGAUGUCAAGUUCAUCUCUACUGAAGCGUACAAGCGACACAUGGUCAUGUCCGUCAAACACACCCAGAGUACAGAACAUAUUAACGGGUGUCGGAACUGCGGCGCCACGUUCGACACCGCCGAGGAGUUACGUCUGCACCACAGGAAGGAACACUCUCGUAAGAGACCCAAGCACUACGGGAAGAAAAACAAUAAAAGUUUCCCUAUGCAGUGCGAACAUUGUUCAGAAACGAUACCGACCGCUCGGGACUACUGGACCCAUUUCCGUCGUGCACACCCGGAUAAGAAGUAUCCUAUACAGAAGAAUUAUAUCUGUGAUAUCUGUGGCAAGGGCUUUAGAGGCAACGCAUUCCUAGUGUACCACAAACGCACCCACUUCGAGGAACGUGCGUACAAAUGUUCUCAAUGCGACAAGGCCUUCUACAACAGAACGAACCUGCAGGUGCACGAGAAGUCCCACUCCGACUCCCGGCCUUACUCCUGUUCUGUGUGCUUCAAGGCUUUCAAGAGUAAAGGGGCGCUUGAUAGACAUUUUAGAUGCCACUCAGGCCUAAAACCCUACGAAUGCGAAGUCUGUGGGCGAGCAUUCUCUCAGUCCAACAGCAGGAAAGUGCACGUCCGCACCGUGCACCUCAAGCAGCCCGCGCCGUACGUCAGUCGAGCUAGACUGGAAAAACGCAAGCCUAACAAGGAGACGCAGCAAACACAACCUUUUGUUUAUUGAUAAAUGUAACAAAUAUAAAAAUAAAUGUUGGGUGAAAGUUUUCUGGGCGCCCGAUUCUGCUAAGUUAAUAAUGUAAAAAUUGUAUCGCAAUAGCAGUUUUAACCUUAGCGGGCAUUCUGCUACUAAUAUAAGACCAAUCGUAUUGCAAUCACAUUCGAUUGGUUUGCGAUUGGUCUGCCAUGCCACAUAUGCUUCAAUCGUAAUUGUUGGUAAAUAUUAGUUGGAUAUCAAUCGUAUGUCGCUUAAGUAAAAUUAGCCGAAUCGAGCCCCUGUUCUGAAGAUGGCGUCUAUUUAUGGGCAGAUUUCAGUAGGAUGUAAUGAUUUGACUAAGGCGGCCAACUUUCCAAAAACUGAAUGCGGGACUUAACCUUUCGUGAAAAAGGGGCUUUGAAAAAUGAUCGGACGGAACUGAUAAAAUAAAAACCGUAAGCAAAAAGCUAUAAUUUAACCUAUCAAUAUCGUGUCACAGCGUGCACUAAUGUCUUAUUUUCAAAAUCAUUAGGCCUCACGAGUUCAGUAGAAGUAAAGAGAACGAGAUUAUAUUAGAGGUAUAGGUAAUCUGUGUUCCUGCACUGUUGAGCGUGCGCGCAGGUGGGUGUUGUGUAGAAGUGUGGUAGAAAAAUAGUGAUGCGGGACAUGCGGGACGCAUACAACGUUUUGCGGGACUAUUUUACUAAUAAUUUCAAAACGGGAUUUCGUCAAGCAUUGCGGGACGGUUGGCCGCCUUAGAUUUGACUGAUUCUCUUUUUAGUAUUAUUUUACUCGUGUAAAUUAAAUAAGGCAACGAAUUACUGUAGGUAUUUUGUUACCUCCAUAAGGCUUUGUAGUCACAAUCGCUAGGAUGUUUUUUUUUACUAGAUUAUUUUGGAUAAGGAUAUGGCUCGCAUCGAGUCAAGAUACAAAUAUUAUAACUUUACACUUUGCUAUUCACUAGUAUUUCCAGUAAUAAAUAUAAUUAGCCUUUGAUUCCUUUUUUUACACAGUUACCACUCACAAGCAUUAUAUUUUUCUUUAUGAUUU